CUCUUGCCACAGAACAGUUGUUGCUUGUUCUGUGCACUCUUACACUGACACUACCACCACCACCAGCACCACCAGCACCACCCCCAGCACACACAAUGUCGACGUCGUCGUCCUCGUCCUCGUCGUCGCCGCUGCCGCCGUUCCCCUCCAACGUCAAGACGGCACCGCUCGUGUCGCUCUCCCUCGCGCGCUUGCAAGCCGGCGACGAGCAGGAAAGCGCGGCCUUCUUCGCGUCGGCGAAAGCCCUGGGCUUCUUCUACCUCGAAAUGGGCGGCUCCGAGGUCGGCGAGGCCAUGGUGCGCGAGGCGAACGCGCUCAACGACCUCCAGAUGCAGUGGAUGGCCCUGCCCAGCGCCACCAAGGAGCUGUACGGCCGCGAUAGGGGAGACAUGCACGACUUCUUCGCAUACCGCCACUAUGUGCUCCCCGACGGGCAGCGCAAGGAGGACUACAAUAUCCGCAAAGACGAUGUGCUCGGCCUGGUCACACCCCGACUCCCAGCACACAAGCUUAUUCUCGACGCGCAGCCGCUGUUUGAAAGCUACGUACGCCACUGUCGCGUGGUGAUUGAGCUGCUGCUCGAGCUGCUCAACCACCACCUCGAGCUGCCAAAGGGCACGCUGGCAAAGCUGCACCGCGCGACCGAGCGCUCGGGCGACCACGUGCGCUUCAACCACUCUCCGCCUGCGGCAUGGGACGAGGAGAGCGUGCGCAAGGGCGAGCACACCGACUAUGGCUCCCUGACGAUCCUGUUCAACUGGCUUGGCGGGCUCCAGAUCCGCCCACCCGACAGCACAGAGUGGGUCUGGGUCCGCCCCGUACCCGGCAGCUGUAUCGUCAACCUCGGCGACGCCAUGGUCACCUUCACAGCUGGCAUUCUGCGCUCCAACAUCCACCGCGUUGCGCCCGCGCCCCCGCCGCAGCACCACCUCGACCGCUACUCGCUCGUCUACUUCACCCGGCCGGAGGACGACGUCGUCAUGCGCCGCCUCAAGGGCGGCAUCAUCGACGCACAGGAGGUCUCGCCCGCCGCUGUCAACACGCCAGAGAUGACAGCCGCAGAGUGGUGGCUCAAGCGCGGGUCGGGCGUCCUCCCCGGCAUCUUCACGGCCAAGGGGUUCGAGAGCGCCAUCCCUGCAUUGUAGCGUAGUAGCUCCUCGACGACGAGUACCGCCAUCCAGACCCCAAUCCUCGCUAUACAGUGUAACAUAGACCAGCCCCUAUUGUAACCGAUCAGAUGAAAU
This is a messenger RNA of Vanrija pseudolonga, 1244 nucleotides long. RefSeq names its product Oxidoreductase vrtI (gene vrtI). Bases 96 to 1145 code for a protein of 349 amino acids. Lineage: Eukaryota; Fungi; Basidiomycota; Tremellomycetes; Trichosporonales; Trichosporonaceae. The transcript has 2 exons. Gene Ontology annotation, molecular function: 2-oxoglutarate-dependent dioxygenase activity. The record is from RefSeq and is a predicted model, not a curated record.